UUGUGUCUGCCCUAGCCUGUCGGACAUUCCACCGCUAAUUCUAAUACGAAAAAGAUUUUUGAUUGGAUUCUUAUUUUUUCAUACUUAAGCAAUAGUAAGCAGAGUCGAGAAAGAAAACAACAGCAACAUGGCAAGCGUUCCUUCUUCACCUCCACCCGUGCCUCUAUCUACCAUCACUGAUUCCGUAAACACCAUUCCUCACUCACCAAAAACUGAGGGUUUUCAAAAGGUGGAAAAUGGUGCUGCCAACAAUGGGGUUCCACAUGCCGAUGAUAAAAUACCUGACUUCAAUGAUGGACUUGAUCAUUUGGACAGCCCACAGUACAUCGAGAGGUUCAAAAAAUAUGAGGCUGAAUAUAGUCGACGUUUGUUGUCCAAAUACUUCUCUGGUAAAACCUCUAAGGAAGAAAACAGUUUUUAUGAGCAGCAUACAACAAUAGACGGUCAAGUGAUAAAGGCAAGCAGGUUGCCUUGUUUCUAUUGCUAUGCCAAUCCUAUCGUAGGUGUUGAAGAGCAAUGCAGCAAUGAAUCGUCUUCACCAGCAGAAACACAAGCUAGCACUCCUAAUGAGAAACACAUUGUGAAAAAGAACUGAAGUCAAAAUUUGAUUGGUGAAGCAUCAAUGGAUAUGUUGUUGUAAAAAAGAUGAGGCAUUAAUCACGGAACUUGAAAGGAUGGUUAGGGCAUCUAAAUCAAUUACUUAGCCUAAGGAUUUCCUGGUCUUGAUAAUUUUAUGGGGUUAAAUAAUUAUGUGUAAAGAAGGGGAUACGAAUAAGCAUAAUCUAUAUCAUUAUAUAUAAAGGAAACAAUUUUUCUUUUUACAAA
This is a messenger RNA of Cicer arietinum (chickpea), 825 nucleotides long. RefSeq lists its product as uncharacterized. The record is from RefSeq and is a predicted model, not a curated record. NCBI's taxonomy places the organism in Eukaryota, Viridiplantae, Streptophyta, Magnoliopsida, Fabales, Fabaceae.